AUUGUCAAACAUCAAUUUAGCCUUGAUUAUUCACUUUAAGUAACUGUAUUUGAAUUUUAUUCUAGCUAUUUCUAGAAUUUCUGUGGCUUUCCAUUUCCAUCAUCAUGAAUCAUAUGCAAUUAACUUAUUUUCUAACGCUUAUUAGCACAGCACUGGCGGCCUUCAACACAGUUAUUAGAGCACCUCAAUGCCUUUAUAUGGCCGAUGCUGGUCCAUGCGAUGCUAAAAUUCGUGUUUUCGGCUAUGACUAUGUAAGCAAUCGUUGUGUACACUUCUAUUACAGUGGCUGCGGUGGAAAUCCAAAUCGUUUUGCGACAAGAAGCGAGUGCAUGGAGACCUGCUAUGUGCAGAAUGCGGACGGUCAAGAUCCUAUAGAAGAUGAAAAGUUUGAUCUGUUCUACAAAAAUGAAUUCUAAUUUGCAAUUUUUUAUUGUAUAUAAAAUUAUAAUUUUGAUACUUAA
This is a messenger RNA of Drosophila mojavensis, 461 nucleotides long. RefSeq names its product kunitz-type serine protease inhibitor. The transcript has 2 exons. Bases 105 to 416 code for a protein of 103 amino acids. The record is from RefSeq and is a predicted model, not a curated record. Gene Ontology annotation, molecular function: serine-type endopeptidase inhibitor activity. Lineage: Eukaryota; Metazoa; Arthropoda; Insecta; Diptera; Drosophilidae.